AAAGAUAAUAAAAAAGUUAUGCGCAUUGUUGCAAAUAUAAAAACAUGAUUACAAGGAAUUCCUUAAAAUUUACCAGGUUGGCAGCCCUAGCUAAUCUAGCGUUAACCCGCAGUUUUGCGAGCAGUGGUGGGCCUGUAUGAUACGCCGUGUCGUAAAUCGUAUUUACGACGCGUCGAAAUUAGAUCGCGUGAUUUAAUACGAAAUCGAAUUCUUGUAAAACAAUUUUUAUAAAAAAAUUAAUCUUUAUAUAUGAAUUUUUGUCAGAAACUAUUUAUUAUAAUCAAUAAUAGUAAUACAAAAUUACAAUAAUAUUAUAGUAGUCUAUUAUAACUAAAAUUACUCAUUAAUUUUCAAUAAAUAAUAUAAUUCUAAAUUUUUAUUUUGGCUGAUGCUAGAACUGGAAUUCUUGUAGGAACUUCGAAUAUCUUAGUAACUGUAGAAGCAGGUAUUUUCAAUAAAUUAAUGGCAAAAGUUGAUAGAUUCUGUUGCUUUCCAAAAUGUGCGAAAUGAGCUAUAACUUUUAGCAAUCAAUGUUUGGUUUCUAUUAUGGUCGUCUUAAUUCUCGUUUACAUGUUUUAUCUUCUCAUUUAAUAAAGAGACUUAUUUUUUAUUCAACUCUCGUAAAUUAUGUAUCUAAAUUAACUUAAUUUUUUAAUUUCGCGGGUUUAUUAUUGUUUGCGACGUUUGCGACGUCUACGACGCCAUAUUACGACAUAUCAUAUACCGCGCGCAUAUCGCAUAAUGUGUCACAAAUCGUAUUCUCACGUCUUUUAUCCACCACUGGUUUUGAGUCCCGCAUUUUUAAGUUAACCACAGUACUUGACAGGAGUUUCUUCUUCGUUUCUUAAAAAAACUUAAUUUUUAAUAACAAUGGUUUACGACAAUCGUCAUCGAACUCUGCUCCAAGCAAUAAUGCAGGGAGGAGCAGUUCUUGAGCACGAUGCAUCUCUCAUAUGUACUAAGAUUUUCGGUGAGAGAUUAAAUGUAGCAUCAGUUGCACAAAGUAUUAAUGACAAAUUGGCUCCUUUGGCCAUGGCAAUGAAAUCUGGGAUAUGUGAAAUGAGCGGUGAGAAGUACUGGUCGAUUGUUGGUACAACUCACGAAGAAUCAAUCACGGUACCAUCCCAAUUUAAUACUGGCCAAAGAGCAUUUUUAAGAGAAAUUUACUCUGAAAUAAUAAGUGCUGAUGAUGGAUGCAUUUCAAGUACAGAUUGUCUUAACAUGUCCACCACAUUAGAUGUAAAGCUGUCGAUAAGUGAUGCUGACAUAUUUUUAAAAUACUUGACUAAAGGAAAGUGGCUAUUAAUUAAGAAUGGAUAUGUCUUUAUGGGUGUGAGAAGCAUUGUAGAGCUUAUGCCUUACUUUAGAGCAACUUAUCAAGAUAACUUUCAUAAUUGUACUCUAUGCAAAGAAAUUGUUUUUCAUGGACGAAAGUGUGAAAAUUGCAAUAAGGUAUUCCAUUACUAUUGCUUAGCUAAAUAUGCUAGUAUGCAAAAUGAAAGUAAGUGUCCACAAUGCAGGCAUACUCUGGAUACCAGUUAUACUAGCUUUGUAGCAGAUGAAUCUACUACUUCUCAAGUUGCUAAUGGAAACGGGGAAGAGCAGCCAAUGGAUAUAUCUGAGGAUGGUAAUGAUAAUGGUGAUAAAGAUGAUGAUGAUUCUGAAGACUCACCACCGAUGAGGAGAUUUUCAAAGAGAACUAGGACUCAAUCCAAAUAAGAAGAAUAAGCUGUAAAAAAUAUUGGCUUCUGAGUAUUUUCACCAUUCAAGGACGCCAGGAAUGUAUUUUUCAAUAAGUUGUUCAUAAUAUGGCCAGAGUUUUUCAAUAUCAGGAACUUGACUGCUCUUGGUAUACAAGUCAUAUUUGCUAAAAUUGAACACCAGUUUUGUUUUAAUUUAUUGUUUUUCUCAUCACGUGAUAUUAGGUAUUAAUGUUAAAAACUUACUUGAAUUCUAAAACCCACUCCAACAUGUUUAUAUCUUCUUGGGUACAGAAGUGCAUAUAAUCGCCACCAGCAUGCCAUGGGUAAAAUGAGUGGUAUCUUAUCAUUGCUAAACCUUCUUUUGGUAUUGUGCUCUUAUUAUGUUUCAAUACUCGAUACAGAUAUUCAUCAUGUCCCCAUGACAUCAUUAAAUUUUUCAGACCACAAUUUGGCUUAUACAUUCCAUAUUUUGUACUAAAAAAACGGAUAUAUAUUACUGUAUUAAAUUCGAACAAUCUGAUAUUUGAUAUGAUAAUUUAUUGUACCGCAGAAUUGUAUUAGAUGGAUCGUGCAAAAUUAAAUUCGAAAUAAAAAUUUAAAAACUUGCGAUAAUUACUUGUAACGAGGAACCUUUCCAUCAGGAUUAUCAUUGAAGCUCGUUUCUCUGUAGACAAUAGAGUUGCCCCAUGCACAUCCCACGGGGAAUGUAUCACCAACAACUGCCCAUUGAGGUUCUCCAUAAAAUGCCAUUACCUGCGUUAUCGAGUGUAAAAAUGAAUGCGUUAAAAAUGUAAAUUCAUCGUUAUGAAAUUUUAUGAAAUUUUAAUCUUUUAUAGACUAAGAAUUGAUAUUUUAAUAAAAUAAUAAAAAAAGCUA
Molecule: messenger RNA, 2579 nt
Organism: Nasonia vitripennis (jewel wasp)
Lineage: Eukaryota; Metazoa; Arthropoda; Insecta; Hymenoptera; Pteromalidae
Gene: Nse1
Product: non-structural maintenance of chromosomes element 1 homolog
Exons: 7
Coding region: 871-1719 (282 amino acids)
Biological process (GO): DNA damage tolerance; double-strand break repair via homologous recombination
Cellular component (GO): Smc5-Smc6 complex; nucleus
Molecular function (GO): ubiquitin-protein transferase activity
Source: RefSeq, a predicted model, not a curated record